CAACGCACGAAUAAAAUGUCAGACACGUGUAAAGCACAAAACAUCUCGUGGAACUUGAACAGAACACACGUUAUUGUUCAGACUUCCGCUGGAACGGAAGUAAGUAGGAAUGUACGUGAAGCCCUUGAACGCAGCACUUCACCAGCACUCAGGCUGAGAGCGAACGAGAUGCAGACCAUAAAGUGUGUGGUGGUGGGAGACGGUGCAGUGGGGAAGACCUGCCUGCUCAUCUCAUAUACGACUAACAAGUUUCCCUCUGAAUACGUGCCCACGGUUUUUGACAACUAUGCGGUGACAGUGAUGAUCGGCGGGGAACCGUACACUUUAGGCCUUUUUGACACUGCAGGUCAGGAGGACUAUGACAGACUGCGGCCGCUUAGCUACCCUCAGACAGACGUCUUCCUUGUUUGUUUCUCCGUUGUAUCUCCUUCUUCCUUUGAGAACGUCAGAGAAAAGUGGGUGCCAGAAAUCUCCCACCACUGUCCACGGACGCCCUUCCUGCUGGUGGGGACUCAGGUGGAUCUGAGAGACGACAGCAACACUUUGGAGAAGCUGGCAAAGAACAAGCAGCGAGCUCUGGCCUGUGAGAGCGGAGAGAAACUGGCUCGGGAGCUCAAAGCCGUCAAAUACGUGGAGUGCUCAGCCCUCACUCAGAGAGGUCUGAAGAACGUCUUUGAUGAGGCCAUCCUCGCAGCUCUGGAGCCUCCAGACACCAAGCCCAAAAAGCGCUGCGUCCUCCUAUAGACGCCACGAGAAGAAGAGGAAGUGAACAUGGAAGACAUGAAUGUUCACAUGAAGAGAGGGAUCUGGAGGGGGAGGGUGGGUGAGGACGACGUGUUAAAGCUGUGCCUUUAACCUCAGUGGCUUAACUUGAGGGUGACGUUGGAAUGAGCAGUGGCUUCAUUUUUACUGAUAGAUGCAUGUCGCCCCAAUCCGACUAACGCAUUUAAACACUCCUCUCUGAGCAGGAAACAGAGUCUUAAUAAUGGCAGGAAGCAGGCUGGGCGAUGGAAAGAGUUAACCGCAGAUGCCUUUAAGACCCGAACAAUAGCAGGAUUUACAUUUACAGUUGAAGCUGGAAAUCAUCUCCAGAAAUAAUUGAUCCCUUUUGUGAUAUAAAUCACUUUCUUUUUUCCAGAAUUUUCCACCUGGUUUUUCUGUGAGGAAAUUCCCCCUAAAAAAACGAUUCCUCCUCUUCAGACUCAAAUUCUCCGCACAACAGUGGCUUAUAGAUGAAAUCUUAACAUGGAUUAUGUGUUGAUGAUGAUAAAAACUGUAGGCUGAUGUUGGAAAAUAAAGUGAUGAUGGUAGAAAAACAAUAUGGCAUUGAUUAUUUUUGUUAGUAUUAUUGAAGACAAAUCAAGUCUCUGAGUGUUUAUGACUUAAGAAUUCAGAGUAAUAGUCUGACCACUCACGGCUGAAUAUUUAAAAACUGCAAAUUGAUGGUCAGAUUUGACCUAAAGUGCUGCAGAACAGAAUUUGAAUGUUUUCUCUCAGUUGUUAACCCUGAGGCUGCACUGUUUAACCGCACACAGAAUCGAUGAAGCACCUCAGCGUCCAAGCAUCACUCCCAAGUAUUUCUUCAGGAAUAAAAAAGGUUUUCUGUUCUGCUGUUUAAAAAAAAAAGCCUUAAAUAAAACUGCCUCCUGAAGCUGAUCGACUCUAAUUCUGAAUCCUCUCAGCAAACUGCCCAAACUUUGUUUUUAUUAAAUGUGUCAUUUAAGGACUUUUCACCUUUUGUGAAGAUGUGGCCAAACAGUUAACGGUUUGACACAAACUACUACUUCUUUUAGUUUUUUUUUUUAACUUUCUCUCUGCUCUCAUUGCGGGCUACUGCUGUCAGCGCCUUCUGAAGCCUUUUAGGAAACACCACCUAGUUUAAAACACGUUGUUGGUUUCUGAAGAUUAUAUAAAUGCUAGGAAACCUAAAAAGGUUAAAUGAAUCGGCAUGAAUUGCCUUUAAAAGGUUCAAUUUUGAAAACGAGAAUCCUUGUCCUCUAGUGAAAACUGAAGGAAUUUUUAGUUUUCAUUCUCCACCUUUACUGACUAUUUGCCUCUAAAUGUCCUGAGCUUCCAUUUUGACCUGCUGUUGCCAUUUUUUUCUUUCAAUGUAUAGAUGAAUAUAGGUAUUAUUUAGCAUGUAUAGAGUUUUCCUUUUGGUUGUUUCUUUGGGGAAAUUAUUCUUGCAGAAGUGUUGAAAUGUAAAAGUUUUUAUCUCCUUUAUAUUUUGCUUUCUCAACAGUUUAGUGCCAAAAGGGGAAGUUUUACCAGUUUGGUUUAAAAACUAAGAGAUCUUGAUAAGCUCUUUUUGGCAGACUUUAAAAAUAUAUUUUUAAAAGACAAUGUUGGAAAUGGUGGGUGUCUGGAAAUAAUAAAAAGAAAUGCAGUUCAA
Oryzias latipes (Japanese medaka) is the source of this 2392-nucleotide messenger RNA. Its product is annotated as cell division control protein 42 homolog. The record is from RefSeq and is a predicted model, not a curated record. Gene Ontology annotation, molecular function: GTP binding; GTPase activity. Lineage: Eukaryota; Metazoa; Chordata; Actinopteri; Beloniformes; Adrianichthyidae. Gene Ontology annotation, biological process: small GTPase-mediated signal transduction.